Messenger RNA from Topomyia yanbarensis, 1266 nucleotides. RefSeq lists its product as uncharacterized. NCBI's taxonomy places the organism in Eukaryota, Metazoa, Arthropoda, Insecta, Diptera, Culicidae. Bases 108 to 1148 code for a protein of 346 amino acids. Gene Ontology annotation, cellular component: nucleus. The transcript is spliced from 4 exons. Gene Ontology annotation, molecular function: zinc ion binding. The record is from RefSeq and is a predicted model, not a curated record.
GCCGUUUGAUUUACAGCGUCCAAAUAUUUAUUUUUCGUAUUUGCUGCUUCUGUGUUUUAGCGUAGAACGCAUUAAAAUUUUGUCAGAAUCUCUUCAAAUAAGCGACAAUGGGUAAUAAAACCCGGCUUGCAUCAUUCUGUCGACUGUGCCUGACAAAAACACAAAACAAGGUUCCGGUUUUUUCUGAGGAUAACACAGUCGAGAAUCUUCUACAGCUGAUUGAGAUACAGGUGAAUCAAGGUGUGGAACCAGAUGCUGUAGUUUGUUACGAUUGUGUCGUAACGUUGGAAGGAUUUUUCCAAUUUAAAGAGCAGUGCCAUGUCAACGAUGAUUUUGUGAAAAACAUUCCAGUCGUGGACGAAACAUCCAACUACGAGGAAGAUGAGGACGAAGCAGAUAACUAUGAUUAUAUUGAAGAGGAAGACGUAGAGGACAAUGAACACAGUGAGCCUAUUGAUGAGCUCGAGGAAAAAGUAACCAUUGAAGAACUGGUUAUUCCAAAAUCUAAGAGAAAGGCUUCCCAAAGUCCAAAAAUGGCACCUACGGCUAAAGUUGGAAAAAUAUCUUCAAAAUCGAUGGAUGCCGAUGAAGUUGCCUCAAAAUUCCCGAGAAAAGCACAUGGUCCAACCAUAGAAGAGAUGCAGGUUCUAGAGGACUCGUAUCCGGAUUUUUUCUAUUUCGAGAAAGGUCCACGAACGGUUUACUUUACACUUGUAUUUUAUGGUGAACGCUAUCAUUCGGCUCUUUUCACGGAACGUUACACUUAUUGGCAGUGUAAACACCGUAUAAAGUACCAUUGUCCAGCACAGGUGUGCGUCACUAACGAUUACAAAGUUUUCGAACGCCGAGGAGAGCAUACCCAUGGAGAUCUGCCAUUUAAGGAAGGCAAAAUAUUUACUCCGUUACAGGCACUGCCAGAAUUAUUCGCAGCCUGUCGUAAAGUCGUUUUACGGAGUCGAACGAAACGUCGGCAAAAACUGCUAGAAAAACACAAACAACGCUCAAAACAACAGAUACAACAAGACAAUGAAGGUGAAGACGGAUCAGACGCGCUGAAUCGAGUAAUUAUGGAAUCUGGUAUCAAUAAUGACGAUGUCGAUGGUGAUGACGAUUACGUUGAUGAAGAAGAGUACGACGACGAUGACUAAAGCAAGUCUGUUAGAUGUGUACAUUUAUUGCUUAGUUGAUUGGCGAGCAAUUCAAUAUUCACUUCUUUUUGAUAAUGUGAACAGUAAAUAAUUGUUCUAUUAGAAUUCUGUACACAAA